GACGGAGCAUGUCCAUUGUACGAGGUGUUCUGAACGAGUACCGCGAUUGUUGAGGUGCAGGCUGGUAAAAUACGCGAUUUUCCCGAAAAGUUGUGUCAUCUGCCGUAGCCGACUGUCGCCGUGUAGCUCGGCGGCGUAUGAAAUCGUUGUCACACGCGAAUCUUACCGAAACGCAGCCGGUUGUUAGAGAGACAAACAGCGGCGGUCGUCUCCACCACCAUAGGAAUCUGUCCGUUAGCGGCGGACCCUGAUAGCACCGGAGCUAGCUGACGUUAGCAGCCGCUGUGUUGUGCUGUGAAUCCGCCGAAAGACCUGUAGAAAUAUGUCUCUAACUGGAGGUCGUCGCGUUUCGAAAUAAAUAAGUCACCGGAGUCGGGAGAGAGCACCGAGAGCUGUUAGCUCGCGAACUAGCCACUUAGCCGAGCUAGCUACGCUAACGCUACCGGAUUGUCUUUCACAAAAGGACAACGCGUGAACAAGAGACUCGGCAGCAAACCCUCAACGCUGGCUUUUCUUUUUCCCCCUUUUUUCUGAUUGUUUUUAUUCUUUCGGCCAUCGCACCAAGAGCACCCGCAGUCGUACAGAAUGAAUGGGUUCAGCACGGAGGAGGACAGCCACGAUGGACCGCCUGCUCCGCCGUUUUAUGGACAGAGCUGCUGUCUGAUCGAAGACGGAGAGCGCUGCGGCCGGUCGGCUGGAAACGCCUCCUUCAGCAAGAGGAUCCAGAAAAGCAUAUCGCAGAAGAAGCUCAAACUGGACAUCGACAAGAGCGUGCGACACCUCUACAUCUGCGACUUUCAUAAGAACUUCAUCCAGAGUGUUCGCAACAAGAGGAAGAGGAAGACCAGUGACGACGGAGGAGAGUCCCCGGACCAUGACGUGGAGGUGCCUGAGGUCGACCUUUUCCAGCUGCAGGUGAACACGUUGAGACGCUACAAGCGACACUACAAACUGCAGACCAGGCCCGGACUCAACAAGGCCCAGCUGGCAGAGACGGUGAGUCGUCACUUCAGGAAUAUACCGGUGAACGAGAAGGAGACGCUGACCUACUUUAUUUACAUGGUGAAGAGCAGCAAGAGCCGCUUGGACCAGAAAGGUGACGGCGGCAAACCGCUGGACUAAACUUCCCAACAACAACCACAGCAGCUCCCAACAAAAAUCAGUAAUCGACAACCACAGUGACAAACAACAACAACAACAACAACAGCAAUUCACAAAGCCUGGACACCACUAACAGCAGCAACAGCUACAACCAGCUCCUCGUGCAACCCUGUCACCGUCCCAACUCCUCUGUGAGACCAGAACACAAACACUUGUUGUCCUUUUUAUAGUUAACUGAAAUGGAGGAGAACUCGUGGCGGGAUGAGUUCACUUUAGCUCAUUUUGCCGUCUUCACAUAAAAAUUAAAAAAAACAGCCUGUCCGCGCAUGACGUCACAACGGUCGAUCCUCCUCUAAUCCACUUUCUCUCCUCCGCAAAAAUCCAGGUCCCUAAAGACUGUCGAGGACCAGGACUCACUCCGCAGGGUUUUAUGUCGUCAUGCUGUAAUGUAACUUGUCAAUAUGUACAAAAGAACAGCGUCCGAUCUUUAGUAACUUGGUUGAAUGCAAUGUACAAUAUAGCUGCCUUAAGAGUAAAAAUACGAAACACGUUUUCGGUAAUUUGGGGUAAAUUUUUUUUUCUUUCUUUGCCGAUUUGACUGUUAACACGUUCACCGCGAGGAGUGCUUGUGCCAAACAGGAAAGCGUGUGGGAACAGAAUGAUGAUGAGUGGGAUUUAUUUGUUUUUUUUUUUUUUUUUUUAUUGUGAAUGAAUGAAUCGUUGGAAAUGGGCGCCGCCUUCACUGAAGUUACAUCAAGCAUAUCAGGACUCAGGGUCCGUUCGCUCCUUUUUAGUGGCACAAAAUUCACAUGAACUCUUCAUUCUAAAUGAAAAAACAAGCUGAUCUCAGUCCUGUGAUCUUUUAGUCGCCCCUUUCCAACUGCACGUGGUGCGUUUAAACGUGGAUGUUGGUGAAUGAUGUAGCAUUUGGCUAUGCCCCACUCUUCUCCUCCUCGCCAGCUGUUUUAUGUAUGUAUGAACACACACACACACACACAUACUGAUCUGUUUUCUCUGCAGGUGUUGGUAGCUGAUUUCAUUCUUUUUUCUUUCUUUCUUUGUAACCCGAUUUUCUCCUCGUCUGUUUAGUUCAGCCUUAAGUUGUAUAAAGAUGCGUCUGUCUGCAUAUGAUUUUGAUUUCUCCAUAUUUGAUUCCACCUGAAGUGGGAUUUGUGUGUGCGAUAGGGGUGUAAGAGUAACUAUUAGCGUCAUUUUAAUAUUUAAGAGCAGUGUUUAAAUUGAACAACUCUUGAUAAGAAGCUGAGUUGACAAGUUGGCCAGAUGACUAAAGCAGUACAAAUGAAUGUUCAAAUAAUCAAAUUGAAACAUGGAUAUGGAUGACUUCCUUCCAUAUCGACCAGCAGAGAUCACUAUUUUAGUGAAAGUUGGUUAACGAGGUCUUGAAGAGUUUUUUACAUUUUUAUGUCCAGUUGAAAUAAUCCUGCUGGUUGACGUUUAUGUCCCCAGAAUGUCUGUAAAGGUUCAAUGUGAAUCUAAUUUGGGACCAAAAGUAGCAUCACACCAUAACUGGGUUCAUUUUGUUGGUAUUUCUUUACGCUCAGAUUCAAUUUAUGACCAUCUUACCUUCUUAAAUGAUUUACAUUGCAGUGACUCUGCAUUUUGGCAAUUAUUUAUAUGCCCAAGAUAUCCAUUAAUUGUUUGCUUUGGGCAAAACUUCAUUUAUUUUAUACAUUUCACUGUCCAAAACCUCAACGGUUUUCAGUUUGUGAUGAUAGGAAGCAGAGAUGUCAGAAUUGAAGAUGUUCAUUAUUUGUUGAAUUGGGUCUUGUGUUUCAAUAAGCCACAGGCUGUGAUAGGAAGCGACCAAUAAUCACCAGUGACCCCGAGUCAACAUGAAACAUUUGAGUCAACGUUGCUGAAAACCUGCAAGUUUAUUUAAAUUCUUAAUGCACUGCUGAAACCUGGACAACUAGAUUUUUGCAUCCUCAAACUACAACUCUUCCACUCCAGCUCUGUGUUUUUUUUUACAUAGGUCGUACACAGUUUGGAGUUUCUGUUGGGAUUUUUUUUUUUUAAACUCUGCCUCUUCUGUUACACAUUGUAUUUAAGUUUGUCCACCACACUGUUUCUUUUCUUUUUGUCAUAAUUUCAAUUUUGCUUGUAGGUUUGUUAGUGUCAUGUAGAUAACAUCCAACUUUAUUAACAUAUAGGCCAGGCCACAUUAACCUAAUUGUUGUAUUAGAAAAAACAUAUUUAAAAUAUGGCUGCUUAUUGCUCCUAAUGAUAAUAAAUGUAUUGUACAGGAAAA
Messenger RNA from Dicentrarchus labrax (European seabass), 3370 nucleotides. It is a transcript of the gene sap30l, whose product is annotated as sap30-like. Gene Ontology annotation, cellular component: histone deacetylase complex. The transcript is spliced from 4 exons. NCBI's taxonomy places the organism in Eukaryota, Metazoa, Chordata, Actinopteri, Moronidae. Gene Ontology annotation, molecular function: protein binding; transcription coregulator activity. Bases 586 to 1122 code for a protein of 178 amino acids. Gene Ontology annotation, biological process: regulation of DNA-templated transcription. The record is from RefSeq and is a predicted model, not a curated record.